Messenger RNA from Lipotes vexillifer (Yangtze River dolphin), 432 nucleotides. It is a transcript of the gene CEND1, whose product is annotated as cell cycle exit and neuronal differentiation 1. The record is from RefSeq and is a predicted model, not a curated record. Gene Ontology annotation, biological process: cerebellar granular layer maturation; cerebellum development; radial glia guided migration of cerebellar granule cell. Bases 1 to 432 code for a protein of 143 amino acids. The transcript has a single exon. Lineage: Eukaryota; Metazoa; Chordata; Mammalia; Artiodactyla; Lipotidae.
AUGGAGUCCAGAGGGAAGUCGAGCAGCAGCCCCAAGGCCGACACCAACAAGGCUGCUGCUGAGGCCAGAGCACCCACCGCCGCGGACGGGAAAGCCCCCUCGGCUACGCCAGGGAAGAGGGAGGCGCAGGUGGAGAAGCAGGAGCCUCCAGCGGCCCCCGCCCUGCCGCCUGCCAGCCAGGCAGGCCCGGCCCCCCUCAGCAACCACAGCCGCGUGACGCCGGCCCCCGCAGCCCCCAGCAGCCCCGCUGGAGCCCCCGAGCCCAAGGGUCCUGGGGAUGGAGCUGAGGAGGGCGACGCCCCCAACGGGGGCCCAGGGGGCCAAGGCCCCUGCCCUUUCGAGAACCUGACCCCCCUGUUUGUGGCUGGGGGCAUGGCUGUGGCAGCGGCAGCCCUGAUCCUUGGUGUGGCCUUCCUGGUCCGAAAAAAAUGA